ACAAACAUAAACAUCAUUAUCAUCAUCAUCAUAAUAAUAAUAAUAAACAAAAUCAGGAUAUAAUACCAUAUUUUACAAAACCAAUUGAAAAUGCAACAACAGUAUUAGGUCGUAAUGCAAUAUUAGAAUGUUCUGUAGAGAAUUUAGGACCAUAUAAAGUAGCAUGGCUUAAAAUGGAUUCAUCGAAUAGUGAACCAACAGUAUUGACAAUAGGCAUGGAUACAUUAUUUGGUGAACGAAAAUAUCGUGUUACACAGAAUAGUGAUCGUCAAUGGUUCCUAAAUAUAAAACAUGUACGUUUAUCAGAUCGUGGUAAUUAUAUGUGCCAGGUGAAUGCCAAAACAAUGAUUUCACAAGUUGGUCAUUUAGAUGUACAAGUGCCACCAAUAUUGAACGAAGAUCGUACUAGUUCCGAUACAACAGUUGAUGAACAUCAAAAAGCAAUACUUAAAUGUUCGGCGAAAGGAUAUCCAAAACCAAAAAUUAGCUGGAGACGUGAAAAUGGUAAACCAAUAAAUCUAGGAUUAUUUGGUGGCCAAAAAUAUUCAGUUCAAACAUUCGAUGGUAGUCAAUUGAAUCUAACACAAGUGACAAGAGAGGAUAUGGGUGCCUAUCUUUGUAUUGCUUCAAACGGUGUACCGCCCAGCAUAAGUCGACGUGUUUUACUUCAUGUCAAUUUUCGGCCAAAAAUUCGUGUUCAAAAUCAACUAAUUAGUUCUCAUGUUGGAUCUAGAAUUCAAUUAGUUUGUAUGUGUGAAGCAUAUCCACGGCCAAUAGCAAUAUGGAUCACGCCAUCAGAGAUACCAAUUAUUGCUAAUCCUUCAAUAUCACAACAACAACAAUUACAACUACAACAACAACAACAACAACAAUUGACAACAACAGCAACAGCAACAAUGGCAAUAAUAUCGACGAUUAGCAAUAAUAAUAAUCGAUCUUUAUUAUUAUCGUCGAAUCAUCAAACAAUAGAAAACAUUAAUAAUAAAUAUGAAGCCAAUGAAGAAUAUCAUGGUUAUCGUAUUACAAUGAGAUUAAUAAUCAAUUAUCUAACUGUUAAUGAUUUUGGUACAUUUAAAUGUUUAGCGAAAAAUAUUUUAGGCGAAAAAGAAGGCCUUAUACGUGUUUAUGAAAAUCAAUCACCAACACCACAACAGAAUUUGCUGAUAAAUCGAUAUAAAAAUGUUGGACACAAAUCUCUUCAAACAUCAUCAUCAUCAUUGGAUGAGCAUCAUCGACGUAAAUUGCAAUCAAAUCAUACAUUUGUCAAUGACAACAACAACAACGAUGAUGAUGAUGAUGAUAAUGAAUAUGAUGAUGAAAAUUUUUUUGGAAAUGAUAAAUCAAUUCAUUCAUUCAUCAGUGAUGCUAAAAAUGAUGAUCAAAAUAAAAUUAUCAUUCAUUGGGCAAAUCUCUUCGUGUGGUUAUUUACAAAUUUUUUCAUCAUCAAUAAUUUUAUCAUUACAGUGGUGAUUGGAAAACUAAAAAAAAAACUUGAUCCACUAAAACUGGACCAAAUACAAACACAACGACAAAAAAAAAUACAUUGA
This is a messenger RNA of Dermatophagoides farinae (American house dust mite), 1547 nucleotides long. RefSeq lists its product as uncharacterized. Lineage: Eukaryota; Metazoa; Arthropoda; Arachnida; Sarcoptiformes; Pyroglyphidae. The record is from RefSeq and is a predicted model, not a curated record. Gene Ontology annotation, cellular component: neuron projection.